ACUCGAGUUCCUAUUGGCGGAGAGUGCCACUUCCGCCACGCCCCUCUUGCUUCCGGUUGGUGGGGUGGGCGAGCUGAGCCGGCGGGGGCCACGGGGGAGGUCGGUGCAGCCCGGCGCCGUCCGCGCCUGUGGUCCUCGGGCCGUCCCGUCACCGCCGGCGGUGCAGCAUGGGAUGCUCUUGAGCGGCGGAUCGCUCUUCCCUACGGGCGGCCUUGUCCGUGCCCGUGCCUGUGCGAGGCGGGGGGAGGCCGGGCGGCGCCGGGGCCGGGCCGGCAGCAGGAUGUCAUCACCUUGCCAUACCUCUGCUGUGCUGGUAGUUUUUAUGGCCCUUGCUGUUGUGGGGGCUGAACAGUCAAAAGAGAGGAGUUGUGAUGUGAUCGGAGACGAAAGCAGUGAGUCACAAAUGGAAAGAGCCCUGCUGAAGAAACUGGAGCCCCUAAGCCCAAUGAGGUUUAACGUGACUGUGGAGAAAGGCAAAACGGAAAACUACGUCUACCAUUUCAGAGUGUGCAGGGAGGUCAACAGCACCUUACACGAUUUUGGUGGCCUGGUGCAAACAGAUAGACAGAAUGGGAAGACCACAGUGAUAGGAAGAAUUAAUGAAACUCAGGUCUUCAAUGGAAGUGACUGGAUCAUGCUGAUUUAUAAAGGAGGUGAUUCAUAUGGCAGGCACUGCAGUGGUGAGAAGAGAAGAGCUGUGAUAAUGAUUUCUUGCAAGCGGGGAGUUACAGCAAGCUCAUUCAGCAUUAUUUCUGAAGAGCGGGAAAAGGAGCAGGAGUGUUUCUACCUCUUUGAGAUGGACAGCAGUGUGGCUUGUCCAGCUGAAGAUUCCCACCUCAGCGUUGGCUCUAUUUUACUGAUCACGUUUGCUUCACUGAUUGCAGUCUACAUCAUUGGUGGGUUCCUGUACCAGCGCCUUGUAGUGGGAGCAAAGGGCAUGGAGCAGUUCCCUCACUUUGCCUUCUGGCAAGAUCUGGGCAAUUUGGUAGCGGAUGGCUGUGACUUUGUCUGCAGAUCCAAGCCUCGUAAUGCACCAGCCACAUACCGUGGGGUGGGUGACGACCAGCUGGGAGAGGAGUCGGAGGAGAGGGAUGACCACUUGCUACCAAUGUGAUCAGCUUUUAACACUGAGUUCUUUUCUCCCCAUCUCCCCAGUUUAGCUGGGCAUCUCCCAGCCAGUUCUCCUUCUCUCACUCUGAUUUUCUUUACACUCUUUGCUUUUGCUGUCUCUGGUGCACCAAGUCCCAUGGAUGCCUCUGGGUGUGAACAGAACUGGUCCCUGGUGGUAUGUCUUGUGAAUAUAAUGCUGGUUUAGGUUUAUAAAAAUGCAGCAGAGCUGAGGGGAGAAAGUGCUGAGAGUUGAGAGAAGAUGGUAAGAAAGCAGUAUGAGUGUUCAGCAUGGGAGAGAAAUCACCAAGAGAUAAAAAGAACCAUGGAUGGGUGCAGAAAGGGGAAGGAGGCCAUGGGUUAAAACAGCUGAGACUGUAGGAGGGAUCUUUUGCGUCUUCCCUCUCACCCCUAAGGUUUACAGGAUCCAUAAGACACUGGAAUUCCUUUUCUUUGAAUGCAUUUUCAGUUUUUCUAGCUUUUGCACUACUGCUGCUGCCAGCGUAACCUGCAGCAUGCCCUAUGCCAGAGUCUGGGGGGGUGGAGGAGACAUUGGCACCUCUGCAGUAUUUUCUUUUCUUAAUGGCAGUAUGUAGAAGAGUACACACCAGUUUCUUUCAACAGAUACAAAGGGAUGCAUGCCAUCCUCUCAGACAAUUGAGAAGGGGCUAUGCUAAAAAAAGAGUUAAAUACAGUCUCAAGAAUUUCCAGUUCA
Neopsephotus bourkii (Bourke's parrot) is the source of this 1822-nucleotide messenger RNA. RefSeq names its product mannose-6-phosphate receptor, cation dependent (gene M6PR). Bases 173 to 1114 code for a protein of 313 amino acids. Gene Ontology annotation, molecular function: protein domain specific binding. The record is from RefSeq and is a predicted model, not a curated record. The transcript is spliced from 7 exons. Lineage: Eukaryota; Metazoa; Chordata; Aves; Psittaciformes; Psittacidae. Gene Ontology annotation, biological process: protein targeting to lysosome. Gene Ontology annotation, cellular component: trans-Golgi network; endosome; Golgi apparatus.